Molecule: messenger RNA, 897 nt
Organism: Closterium sp. Naga37s-1
Lineage: Eukaryota; Viridiplantae; Streptophyta; Zygnematophyceae; Desmidiales; Closteriaceae
Source: the annotation of a GenBank genome assembly
AUGAACGUUUCAAUAGCGGCGUCCGAAGCAGCCGAGCGACGAGAGGCGAAACUGAGGGAGCUUAUAGCGGAGCAGAUGGCGCAAGUGGAGGAGGAGGAGAAGCCGUACAGAUUCGUGGACGGACGGAAGUACUAUCUAGAUGAGCUGGACAUCCCGGGAUUCCUGGACGGAUCCCGGUAUCUACGGCCGUCCGAUCCGGAAACUUACAAUCCGGCGGUUUUCCUGUGGAAAAAGAUUGGUGACAUUCCCGAGGAGAGGCGCCAUAGACUGCUGGACCUGCUCAAACCCCAUCACUUCACGCUGAUGUGGGAUGCGGCCGGAAAUCGCUUUCAGCUGGAGCAGGAAGAUGGGGAGGAAGGUGCGGACCCGGUGACGUCAGCAGGCGGGAUGCUGCCUGACGUUGCCACGUCAGCACCGCUGCAGUCAGAAAUAUGGGAUGGGAGAGUGACUGGAGUUCCAGGUCCCCUCUCAUGGCUUGCGCGAUUUCAAAAGACAUUCUUUGUUGGUGCUGAUGGGCUGCGCUAUGGUCGAGUCAUCUCAGGUGGCCCUCUCUUUACUGGCCUCUCCAAUGUAAUCACACCCUUGUACUUUCGCAUCCGGGCGGCAACGCAUGUCCUCGCAACAGACGAGCCGUGUGAUCUAUCAUUUGACUACGAAUCCGGGCAGCUGCACCUGAAAGAUUCCGGGCUGCCCGAAGGCUUCCCUGACCCUCGUCCCCACCCACCCAUAUUCGACGAUGAUUUCAGGGAGUACGUGAGGGCAGCGGGGCCAGGGGUGAUAGUGGGGCAGUCAUGGCAGGAGGGGCAGAGAGGGGGACCCCACCUGCCCAUAUAUAACGACGAUUUCAGGGAUUACGUGAGGGCAGCGGGGCUGUUGGUGAUAGUGGGGCAGUCAUGA